AUGACGGAUCUCACAUGUGUCGUUAAACUAGAUAGUGGUGCUAUCCGGAAACUGUUCGCCUUAGGAGGAAGCGCUGUCCUCACCUUGCAAGACUUUUUUCGGGAAGACGACGUUUUCAUUGCUUAUGGAAAUGAGAGGGCUAGUGCCGACGACUUUUACGUGAUAUCGGAAGAGUAUAAGCGUCUCUACUCCGGUGGAGUACGUCGAGGUGGUCGACGAGGUGCCACCUCUCGUCCACGAGUGAUGCCUGCUCGAAAUGAAAGCUUGCGCGAUGAUCGCUGCGGUAGUGUGGUGCCGGAUGAGUUAGCGCGAAAUCUCCCCGCUGAACUGGAUGAGAAAUUUUCCGUGUUACGGUUACUUGGCGACGGCAACACCGCGCUCGUGUACGAGGUCAUAGACCGACGAACGCAAGAACAUGGCGCAUUGAAAGUGAUUGCCCGUGAUUCGGCUGUUGGAAAGAUUGCGCUGAUUGAAAGCGAGCUAGCCAUCAUGAAACGGAUCGAACAUCCAUUCAUUGUACAAAUGUUUGACAACUGGACGAUUGACGGCGCUUAUUAUCUAUCGCUGGAACUGGUUGAGGGCGGCGAUCUUUUUGAACAUCUCUGUGUAGUGAGGCGGAUAAGCGAACGUCAAGCUGCUCGUUUGACCAAGGGCUUAGUGCAAGCAUUGACGUAUCUUCACGACAACUCUAUAGUUCAUCGAGAUGUGAAACCGGAAAAUUUACUACUCUAUACUGGUCCACAUGGCGAAUUUGAGUUGAAACUUGCUGAUUUUGGUUUGGCCACUGAGUUACCAGAAGAUGGAGGAAAGCUGACGGUAAUUUGCGGUACGCCAACAUACGUGGCUUCAGAGGUCAUCUUGGAAACCGGGUUAGUUGUUAGUUGCGGAGGAAUGAUUUCAUAUUUGACAAUUUGGUUGUGA
Cooperia oncophora is the source of this 921-nucleotide messenger RNA. Lineage: Eukaryota; Metazoa; Nematoda; Chromadorea; Rhabditida; Trichostrongylidae. The record is from the annotation of a GenBank genome assembly.